Vigna angularis (adzuki bean) is the source of this 1791-nucleotide messenger RNA. RefSeq names its product sterol 3-beta-glucosyltransferase UGT80B1. Lineage: Eukaryota; Viridiplantae; Streptophyta; Magnoliopsida; Fabales; Fabaceae. Bases 96 to 1607 code for a protein of 503 amino acids. The record is from RefSeq and is a predicted model, not a curated record. The transcript has 15 exons.
AGAAAUUUGUAAAGAAGUAAACAUGGCCAUGUAUAUGAGAAAAAGAUGCAUAAAAGGAACCUAGAAAGAAGUACCAGUUGGAGGAACAGAGGAAAAUGGAGAGAAGGAAGCCCAAAGCAGUGUUCAUGGCCUUCGGUACCAAAGGCGAUGUCUACCCUCUUGCUGCCAUUGCUGCAGCUUUUGCGUGUGACCAGAAUCAAUAUGAUGUGAUGUUAAUAACUCAUUCGGCACACGAGAGCUUAAGUAUUCACUUGGCUCGGAAGCAUGUUCAAUUUUGGCCAGUUUCAUCGCCUCCGGUUCUUUGUGCUGAUCAGACUGACACUGAGGGGAAAAUAGAGUCGUCUUUUUUCUUGCAGAAAAAGAAAGUUACAAGAGAUCAUAGGCAAGAAUGCUAUUCAUUAAUUGAAAGGAUAUUUGGAGAUGGCCCAAGCUUGGACGGUGAUCUUAUUAUGAUAAAUUUUUUUGCUUUGGAAGGAUGGAGCCUUGCAGAAAGCUUUUGUGUCCGUUGCAUUGUGGCUGCUCCUUAUGUUGUUCCAUACAGUGCACCUUCAACAUUUGAAAGACAGUUCCAAUUAGAACUUCCUCUUUUGCAUCGAUACCUCAUUGAUGCUCCUUCUGGUAAGGUCUGUUGGAAGGACGUGAUUCAUUGGAUGUGGCCUCUUUUCACAGAAAAUUGGGGAUCAUGGAGAAAUGAUGUCUUGCAUCUUAGUCCAUGUCCUUUUACUGAUCCUGUAACAGGCAUACCUACUUGGCAUGAUAGACUGCAAUCUCCUCUUGUGAUGUAUGGUUUUAGUAAAGAAGUGGUUGAAUGUCCUGCAUAUUGGCCUUCAAAAGUUCUGGUUUGUGGGUUCUGGUUCCUCCCUAUUGAAUGGCAGUUCACGUGUAAGAAAUGCAGAGAUAUUUCCGUACAUGAUUCAUCAGCGCAUCAAUAUGCUAAAGAUGACUUGUGUGCCAGUCAUUUAGAAUUGCAAAACUUUAUAAAGACUGCACCAAUUUUUAUUGGACUCAGUUCUAUUGGAAGCAUGGGUUUCUUAAAAGACCCAUAUGCAUUUAUAUGCAUUCUUCAGACUGUCCUGAGCACCACAAAUUACAGAUUUAUUCUAUUUACAGCUGGAUAUGAACCCUUAGAAUCAAUUGUUCGUAGCAUUUCUAACGAAGCAUCAUUUGAGCUGAAAAAUUGCAGCGACGAUUGUGUUCCUCUUUGUAAUGGGCGACUCUUGUGUUUUUUUGGUUCUGUACCAUACGGUUGGCUAUUCCCAAAGUGUGCUGCUGUAAUUCACCACGGAGGCAGUGGAACUACUGCUGCUGCAUUACGGGCAGGCACACCACAGGUAGUAUGCCCUUUCAUGCUAGAUCAGUUUUAUUGGGCGGAGAGAAUGCAUUGGCUUGGCGUUUCGCCUGAACCACUCAGCAGAAAUCAUUUGCUUCCUAAUAAAAAUGAUGACACAAGUAUCCAUGAAGCUGCACGUCUACUAUCAAUGGCAAUCCAUGAUGCAUUAUCACCAACAGUCAAAGCACGGGCUGCAGAAGUCGCUCAAAGAAUAUUGCUUGAGGACGGGGUAGCAGAGGCAAUUAAGCACAUGAAGGAAGAGCUGGGUUUGAAUUGAGAUAUUGAGUGCGACUGAAAUGUUCCAAGAUUCACCCUCUUCAUGAGUAAUUCCAAUUCAUCUUAGGAUUUGUCAGAGCAUUGGAUAUGCUGAACUUUAUGAUGAGAAGCCUACUUAUUGGUAGAUAAUAGUUUAUUAAAUGCACAACUAAGUUAUUUAUCUGAAUGCAUCAUUUUUCUUCCCU